AUGCCUCGCGGAUCCGAAUACGCCAACGCUCCCGUCCAAAGCGACAACGCCAUUGAAGCUGGCGAAAACAAGGCCCACGGAACCUCUGGCAGCACUGGCCUCAACCGCGUCAACAAGGUCGCUGAAUUCCCCGAAGGCGCCAAGGGCACCGGUACCGCUAGCAACCCGCUCAGCGGCCAGGGCAGCGCCGGCCACGACGACGGAAAGGGUGGUCAUGAGCCCAAGACUCUUGGGGAGAACAAGGGACUUGGUGCUCACAAGGCAUGA
Molecule: messenger RNA, 267 nt
Organism: Aspergillus glaucus CBS 516.65
Lineage: Eukaryota; Fungi; Ascomycota; Eurotiomycetes; Eurotiales; Aspergillaceae
Exons: 2
Coding region: 1-267 (88 amino acids)
Source: RefSeq, a predicted model, not a curated record